Molecule: messenger RNA, 1509 nt
Organism: Fomitiporia mediterranea MF3/22
Lineage: Eukaryota; Fungi; Basidiomycota; Agaricomycetes; Hymenochaetales; Hymenochaetaceae
Product: pseudouridine synthase
Exons: 9
Coding region: 1-1509 (502 amino acids)
Biological process (GO): mRNA pseudouridine synthesis; tRNA pseudouridine synthesis
Cellular component (GO): nucleus
Molecular function (GO): pseudouridine synthase activity; RNA binding
Source: RefSeq, a predicted model, not a curated record
AUGUCGGAUCAGCAGGGACAUGUUCAUAAGGAAGAAAGGAAGAAAAAAGGAGAGAAGAGGGAUUGGUCGAGUCGGAGGAGAGGGACACGACAAGAACGUGAACAACCUAUAAACGACGAGGAAGUAGAUGGAGAUGAUAAAGAUAGGACUUCGACACCGAGAUUACCGAAACGGCUAUGUGCAUUGCUCAUUGGGUUUUGUGGAUCUGGGUAUAAGGGUAUGCAGAUCCAACCUAGUGAGAAGACGAUUGAAGGUGUGCUUUUCAAGGCACUUGUGAAUGCUGGUGCGGUGUCGAAGGAUAAUGCGGACGAUCCUGUCAAGGUAGGCCUGCAACGCGCCGCACGCACAGAUGCAGGUGUGCAUGCUGCAGGGAACGUUGUCUCUAUGAAGAUUAUUACGCACGUACCUGGAAUUCCUGACCUUGUGCAGAGGAUCAACGAGGAGCUACCGCCUGAGAUUCGAUUAUGGUCUUUUCAACGAGUGCAGAAUUCGUUCAACGCGCGAAUUCGUAGAUACACCUACUUCUUCCCUUCCUACCUCCUCAUCCCUCCCAAGCCUACGAGCGCAUUCUACCAAUCUUUCAUUCGCCAAUCUUCCUCCACCUCGUCCCCUUCUGCCUCUAGCUCUACCAUCCAAGUCGAUCCAUUCUGGGAAAACGCCCCACCCGAAGUGACACGAGAAGAAGAAAUGGUACGCAAAAAGUCGUGGAGAGUGGGCAAGGAGAAGAUCGAAGCGUUGAGGGAAGCUGCGAAGCACUUUGAAGGGACGCAUAAUUUUCAUAACUUUACCGUAGGGAGGGAUACGAAGGAUAGGAGUUGUUUUAGGCAUAUGAAGAAGAUCGAGGUUGCAGACCCUGUCGUUUAUGGCGAGACUGAGUGGAUUAGUGUUAUGCUUCACGGACAAAGCUUCAUGCUACAUCAGGUAGGCGGACUCCAGCGAAAAAUGAUGUGUGUCCUCGUCAUGUCAGUCCGAACAGGGACACCCAGUAAUAUUAUCAAUGCUCUUUUCGGUCCACUAAACGUCGUCAUCCCCAAAAUGCCCUCCCUCGGACUCUUGCUCGAAAAUCCAAUCUUCGAGUCGUACAGCAAACGCGUAGAAACCGUAAACUCACAGAAAAAGUUUGACGUGGAACACACAGACUACCGCGCUCCGAUUGAUUUCGAUAAACACGCGGAGGAGAUGCAGAAGUUCAAGGAAGAGCAUAUAUACUCUCGGAUGCGAGAGAAUGAGGAGAAAUUGCAGGUGUUUGACCGAUGGCAAAGCAUCUUCGAUCAUUACAACGGAAACGACCUCCUUUAUUAUAAUACACAAGGGAUCAUUCCCAGCGCAGCCGUCGUCAAAAAGGGCGAGAGUCGUCCAAAUCCGUUCAGAGAGCGGAAACGUUUUGACGCAACAGAUUUUGCACCUGAUGCACCUGCGACUGUGCUUGCUGAAGAGGACGCUGAGGAAGAAGAAGCGGAGAGAGAAGAGAAGAUGAAUAAGAAGGAGUUGGAAGAAGCAGAAGGAUAA